CCAUGCGCAAAAUUGCCGAGUGCACCUCGCACGAGCAAGCACGCGUGGCUCAGGGUCGCGUCUUUGACAGUUCUCAGUCAUAGCAAACACACUGCGGUCGGCUUCGGGCGCGGCACGCAUCAGUGCCACAGCACAAGGUCCUCCAAGAGACUGUGUGCAACAAAGCGACAGCGCGACGCCAGACGCCGUCGACACGUUCCUACAAAAGAUGACGCUGCUCGACCACGCGAGAGCCCAAGAGCGCGGCGCCGCACAAGAGGCCCACGAAAAGGACGCGAAGCAGGGCCUGCUCGUCCAGCCGAAGCCGCCCGCCCCGGCCCCGAUGAAAGUCACCUUCGCCGCGGCCCUGCCGCCCUUCUACCGCGACACCGUGGCUGCGUGGCUCAGGGACGACUGCCCGUCGCUGGACGUAGGCGGGCUGGUCGUCGGUGAUGCGGAGACGACUGCAACACUCUGGUGCAAGUCCAGCGGUGUCCUGGCGGGGCGGCCCUUCUUCGACGCUACUUUCGAGGAAUUAGGAUGUCGCGUCGCUUGGAAGGUCGAGGAGGGCACGUUGCUGGAUGUAUCGAAAGGUAAGGUUGCGGUGGCGACGGUGACGGGCCCGGCGCGAAGAUUACUGCUAGGCGAGCGCACAGCAUUGAACGCCCUGAGCCGCGCGUCGGGCGUCGCGUCGGCGGCCCGCCGGUGCGUCGAGGUGGCGCGUUCUUGCGGCUGGGCCGGCCACGUCGCCGGCACGCGGAAGACGACGCCGGGCUUUCGCAUCGUCGAGAAGUACGCGCUGUUGGUGGGCGGCGCCGCGACGCACCGCCUGGACCUGUCGCAGAUGGUCAUGCUCAAGGAUAAUCAUGUCUGGCAGGCCGGCUCCAUCACGAAAGCCGUGCAGACGGCUAAAACAGCUGCGGGUUUUUCGGCGAAGAUCGAGGUCGAAGCGAGAGAUUUAAAGGAGGCUUUGGAAGCUGCGCGAGCAGGUGCGGACAUCGUCAUGCUCGACAACUUCACGCCGUCUUCGUUGAAGGCCGCGGCGCGGAGUCUGAAGGCGGCGUUUCCUUCGGUCUUGGUCGAGGCGUCCGGCGGUAUUACCUUGAAAACGAUGGCCCAGUAUUUAUCGGAGGACGUCGACGUCGUCUCGCAGGGCGCGCUGACGCAGGGCUACGCGUGCGUCGACUUCAGCCUGAAGCUGCCGAAGCCGGCGGGGGCGACGUGUAACGUAUGAGUAGGACCAUGCCCCAC
Pelagomonas calceolata is the source of this 1230-nucleotide messenger RNA. The record is from the annotation of a GenBank genome assembly. NCBI's taxonomy places the organism in Eukaryota, Pelagophyceae, Pelagomonadales, Pelagomonadaceae.